Paramecium pentaurelia is the source of this 1076-nucleotide messenger RNA. The record is from the annotation of a GenBank genome assembly. NCBI's taxonomy places the organism in Eukaryota, Ciliophora, Oligohymenophorea, Peniculida, Parameciidae.
AUGAUUUGCAAAAUUGAAUGCUAAAUCCAUAAAGGAGAAAAAUUAUCUGCUAUUUGUGUGGAUUCUUAUUGUGUUGCCAAUACUCAAUGUUGUCCUCUAUGUAUCAAAGAAUUACAUAAUGUCCAUGAACAUAAAGUUGUGUCUCUGAAUUCUUUAUAAUCAUUUAUUUCUAAUCAAGAAAACAUUAAAAAACAAAAUCUUGAAUUUACAUCUGUUAAAUAACAAUUAAUAACCAAUAGACUCUAAUUAGCAGAGCUCACAGAAAUGAUUGAUUCCAAAAUUGAAAAACUAAACAAAAAUUAACUUAAUUUCAAUUUAUCAAUCGAUUAACUGAUGACUCUAGAUUCAGAAGAAUUACCAGUCCUUAAAAUUUUACUUAAUCAAUAUGAAAUUCAAAAUAAUACAAUCAUAGGAAUCGAUGAACAAAUCAAAUCGAAGAUGGAAAUGCAAAUCUCUUAAUUACUCACUUAAAUCAAUUUUUUAACUACUGAGUAUACUAAAAAAAUCAAAUAAAACCUUUCCAAGCUUUCAGUAGAGUAAUUUAAGGAAGAACUGAAAUUUUCAGAAGUCAAUAAACAUAAACAUAUACAAUUAAAUGAAGGUAGAACAGCUACACUGACAUAAUAAAUAGGAUAUGCUGUCAUUUAUAGUGAAUAAAGCUUUGAUCCUUCAAAAGAAAGCUUCAAAUGCUCUUUCUUAAUUAAUGUAAUCUAUAAAUCUCUAUACUUUAGAAACUAUCAUAUGGUUUAGUUGGAUUUGGCUCCUUAGAAGCUAGCAAGUAAAUGCAUUAUCAAAUCUAUGAUUUCUCCAAAGGACAUGGUUUCUAUGCUCUUCAUAACACAGGAGUUAUUUAUCAUAGUGAUGAUACAACCGUCAAUAACACCAAAAUCAAACCUCUUACAUUUGAUAAGGCAGAUUCUAUUGUUUGUUACUAUGAUGCUCAAUCAUAAUCAUUUACAUUCUUUAAGGAAUCCAAUAAAAAUGAAAAAUACACAAUGAAACUUAAUGAUUAAUCUAAGAGAUUAUACCCAGUUGCCAUUCUUUUUGGUCCAGGUGAUUCUAUAUCAUUUAUUUGA